This is a messenger RNA of Mesorhabditis spiculigera, 1350 nucleotides long. Lineage: Eukaryota; Metazoa; Nematoda; Chromadorea; Rhabditida; Rhabditidae. The record is from the annotation of a GenBank genome assembly.
AUGUGGACAAGCACGUUGUCGCCCAGUACCUCAACCUAUGAUUACAAACGUUUCUUGCCCUUCCACAUCCACGAAAUCUCGCCAGAUCUUGAAAAUGUCACAAUAUUCGCGAAUUGUACUGAGGAUCAGAAGAAAACUAUUUUCGACUAUGACACCAGCAAGUUAGCGUUGGUCGACACUACGCUACCAGUGCUAUGUAUUAUCUUAUCUAUAUUUUCCCUGAUAAUCAAUAUAAUUUUCCUAUUCUUGACGGUCAAGGGGCUUAUGGAGAAGAAAUUGCCUUUGAAGGGUUACUCAUUACUGAUUAAUCGAUCCGUCACCGAUAUUCUCACCUGCUUUUUGACGUUGAUAUUCGUAUCUCUGCACAAGCUUGUAUUUAUUCAAGGGAAUCCGGAGUAUCCUACACAAGAGAGGAAUAUUAGCAUUUAUGAGGUGGAUUAUUUGAUUCCGCAUGGGAGAACGAUGUUUACGUUAUUGUUGACAGCCAAUUUUGGAGCUUAUGGUGUUCUGGCUUUAUUGACCUAUCUGGCAAUUCGGCAUCCAUGGCUGUAUAUGGCGAAGAUAUCGGCAAGAAGGAUUAUCUACAUCAUGCUCGGCGUCUGGGCGGUCGGCCUCAUCUACUCCGUAAUCGUCGUCUGCAUCUCGGCCAACAACGCCUUUAACGUGUUCAACGAUGCAAAAGAUUUGAUCCGUUGGAACGUUUCGAGUGAGGAUUACGUACUUUCAAUCUUCAACCUUUUCAUCGUGUUGGUGUCCUUUCUUAUAGUGACAGUAUCUUACGCUGCGAUUAUGGUCUAUCUAUAUCGGAAAAGUAAUGAAUCUGGGAACGCUUCACUGCAUUUGAUGUCAAUUGGAAGAUUGGCUUUAAAUAUUUUUGCGUUUUCGAUUACUUGCAUCGUGAUGGCGGGCUUCGUAUCGAUUCCGAUCAUACUGAAGAGUCAUAUUGACUAUUUAAUUGCUGAAAUUCAGGAAUCACAAUGCAAGACCCUGGUAGCGGCCUAUCAAUUAUCAUAUCAAAUGGCCGAAUGGACAACGGCGGCAAUGGUCGGGUGGCUCCUCCGGAUGAUAAUGGAUCCAUUGGCAAAUUUGCUGCUCGAUACCCGAUUUAAGCUGAUUUAUGGGCCCUGGUUUGUCAUGUUCGACAUGACACCAAGGAAAACGAGAUCGAAGGUCGCUACAGAAUUUCUACAAAAAUGCGCUGAAGCAAAUAUCAUGCCGAUAUCGAUAAUUUCUGGGGAAGGCCGGUACUUCCGCUUUAGAAGUUCAUCGGUUGAAGAGGGCGGGCAAUCGCGACGAAUGCAGAACGUACGUCGAUUUGAACACGUCAUACCGCUAAAAGAACGGGUGCUA